ACUGAAUGAAUAAAUCUGGGAACUUGGGCCCUUUUGUAUAUAAGAAACUACAGCUCAAAAAGGUUAAAAUUUUUGCACAAGGGCACAAUAGUGGGGCCCACUUUGAUUUCAAGUCUUCUGGUCCAGUUCCACUUCUUUUUUCUGCUACACCUACCACGAACCUACCUUGAGACUUUGCAAUGCCAGUCUACCAGGAGAAGUGGGGUUUGUGACAGAUGUAAAUCAAUGCUGUGUGAAAGUUUUUCUAUGGGGAAAAAAUGUUCCUUAAUGACUUUAUGUAGUGGCUCAAUUCUCCAUCUUGUUAUAAAUAGUUCACCAGUGGAAUCUGGCCCAUGGACUUUACUUUUUUGUAGCACAAAUUAUAAUGAUCUCUAUUCCAACCAUGUGGAUUUAAACCCAACAUGUCUAUCAUUUCAGAUGCUCUCAGUAUCCCUGCCUCCUGGGUCCAGAUGGAGUCCUCUACAGCCUUUUAUGAUUAUGAUAAUUUGAGUCUUCUAUGUGAGAACAGUGCCAUCUUUUUUUCCACCAUCUCCACCAUUGUCCUGUACUCUCUGGUAUUUUUCCUCAGCCUGGUGGGUAACAGUCUGGUUCUGUGGGUCUUGGUGAAGUAUGAGAACUUAGAGUCACUCACCAAUAUCUUCAUCCUCAACCUGUGUCUCUCAGACCUGAUGUUCUCCUGCCUACUGCCUGUGUUGAUCUCAACACAAUGGGAUUGGUUUCUAGGUGACUUCUUCUGCAAGUUCUUCAACAUGAUCUUCUGCAUCAGCCUCUACAGCAGCAUCUUCUUCCUUACUAUCAUGACCAUCCACCGAUACCAGUCUGUAGUGAGCCCCAUCUCUACUCUGGGUAUCCAUACCCUCCGCUGCCGUGUGCUGGUGACCCUAUCUGUGUGGGCAGCCAGCAUCCUGUUCUCCAUCCCUGAUGCUAUCUUCCACAAGGUGAUUUCCUUAAGGAAAUGUGAUUAUUCUGAAUUUCAUGGGUUCGUGGCCUCAGUCUACCAGCACAACAUCUUCUUCCUCCUCUCCAUGGGGAUCAUCCUGUUCUGUUAUGUACAGAUUCUCAGGACCUUGUUUCGCUCAAGGUCCAGACAGAGACACCGAACAGUCAGGCUCAUCUUCACCAUCGUGGUAGCAUACUUCCUCAGCUGGGCUCCCUACAACCUCAUUCUCUUCCUAAAAACUGGAAUCAUCCAGCAGAGCUGUGAAAGCAGACAGCAGCUGGACAUUGCUAUGGUCAUCUCUCGCCAUUUGGCCUUCUCCCACUGCUGCUUCAACCCGGUGCUUUAUGUCUUUGUUGGGGUUAAGUUCCGCAGGCACCUAAAAAGUCUCCUCCAGCAGGUCUGGCUGUGCCAGAAGACAUCCAGCGCUGUUCCAUUCUCCUGUGCCCCUGGUACCUUUACAUAUGAAGGCCCCUCUUUCUACUGAGAGGAGAGGAUGG
Arvicanthis niloticus (Nile rat) is the source of this 1437-nucleotide messenger RNA. Lineage: Eukaryota; Metazoa; Chordata; Mammalia; Rodentia; Muridae. The record is from RefSeq and is a predicted model, not a curated record.